Molecule: messenger RNA, 959 nt
Organism: Corticium candelabrum
Lineage: Eukaryota; Metazoa; Porifera; Homoscleromorpha; Homosclerophorida; Plakinidae
Exons: 1
Coding region: 50-643 (197 amino acids)
Source: RefSeq, a predicted model, not a curated record
GGCUGUCAGAUGGAUUGAGCAGUGUGAUUGUGGAACUGCAUUAGACGAAAUGGGAUACCACUUGCUGACUUGUAAGAAGGGUGGUGGGCCUGUUUGGUCACACGAUUCGAUAGUAAGUGAAUGGGAUGACUGUUUGCGGCAGCUGCAGAUUCACCACAAAAAGGAACCGAGGGACAGAUACAAUGAUAGCAACAACAGACCGGACAUCGCUGUCUUUGAUGUUGGCUCUGGUGCCAAUGUGGAACUAGAUGUAGCCCUUUCACAUCCAUGGGCAUCGGACAUUGUGAGUCAGGCUGCUGAGAAAGACGGGGCAGCAGCAGCAAGAAGAGAGGACAGGAAGACAAAAAAAUACAGUGAGCUAAAGCUCGCUGGAAUGUCUUCAAUGAGAUUUGUUCCCCUCGUCAUGGAACACUUUGGUCGCUGGGGUGAAGAAGCCACAAAGUAUCUACAGGAACUAUCUCGCCGAUCAUGUGAUGAUGCUGGCAACAAUAACUGCAAUGAGUUUAUGUGCUUUUGGCGAAAGCGGUUUUCAAUAACACUACAGCGGUGCAAUGCAAAGACAAUAGCAAAAAAAAUUUCUAUUCUUACCUUUAAUAGUUGUAACACUGUAGAUGACUUUGUCACACAAUUUUACAUACAUUAGGUAUAGAUAGCAGUAUAGUUGUAGUGGCCGCAUAGAGCCUGCUUAAACUCACCUUCUCUUCAUUAGCCUGUAGUAGUGUUCAUGUUUGAAAUAUAUGAGGAUUGACAGACAGACAGACAGACAGACAGACAGACAGACAGACAGACACACAGACAGACAGACAGACAGACAGACAGACAGACACACACACACACACACACACACACACACACACAGACAGACCCCGGAUGAAUGGAAGCGGUGCUUGCAACCUACAGUUUCUGCAAAGUCGAAGUCAUUAACAGAAGAGGAGAGCUUAUUCAGGAUUCUUUUUUGC